UGACGAUGGGAUACCAUGCAAUAGAUUGUUGUCAUCAGACUUUUAUAAUAGACGAAAAAUAUACACUUGUUAAAGCUAUUGGGCAAGGUGCUUAUGGCACAGUUUGUGCUGUUCUGAAUACACAGAAUGGACAGAAAUGUGCUAUUAAAAAGAUCCAUAAAUUAUUUGAGCGACCCAUAUUGACCAAAAGAGCCUUAAGAGAACUCAAAUUACUUCAACAUUUUAAUGGACAUAAAAAUAUUGUUCGUUUGUUAGAUAUGGACAUCGUAGACUAUGAAGAUUUCAAUGAACUGUAUUUGUAUCAAGAACUAAUGGAAGCAGAUUUACAUCAAAUCAUUCGUUCAGGACAACCAUUGACUGAUGAACACUGUCAAAGUUUUAUUUAUCAAGCCUGUUGUGGAUUAAAAUACAUUCAUAGUGCUAAUGUAUUACAUCGGGAUUUAAAACCAUCGAAUUUGCUAGUGAAUGCCAAAUGUGAAUUAAAGAUUUGUGAUUUUGGAUUAGCCCGUGGUUAUGUGGAUAGUGGACAGGGAGAUACAGGGUUUAUGACUGAAUAUGUAGCUACAAGAUGGUAUCGAGCACCUGAAAUCAUGCUUUCCUUUAAGAAUUAUACAAAAGCAAUUGAUAUGUGGUCUUUGGGAUGUAUUUUUGCAGAAUUAUUAGGCAGUAAACCACUGUUUAAAGGAAGAGACUUUGUCGAUCAGUUGAAUCAAAUCUUAUAUAUAUUGGGUACACCAGAUGAUGCUACUCUAAAUCGUAUUGGAAGUGAACGCGCACAAACAUACAUUAAAAGUUUGGCCAUAUUCACUAAAAUACCAACUCAAAAACUAUAUCCCAAUGCGAGUUCACAAGCUCUUGAUUUGCUAGAGAAACUAUUGACAUUAGAUCCAAUGGCUCGUAUUGAUGCUCAUACAGCACUUGAACAUCCUUAUGUUGAACUCUUUCAUGAUCCACUGGAUGAACCCUCGCAUGAUAUUAGUGUGGAUUUCUCAUUCGAAUCUCCUACACAUACUUUGGAAGAUAUGAAGGCCAUCUUAAUAGAUGAAGUCAAGAUGUUUAAAGCAAGAAGACACAGUCUGAUAAUAGACAUGAGAGGUUUAUUAAAAAGACAUAACAGUAUUUCUACACCUACUAUGUCUAAAAAGAUGCGAUAUUCUGAACAAGAAGGUUAUGCAGAUCAAUUAGUUACUCAUCCUAGUGAAGCAGAUUCAAAUCUUGAGCGAGAUUUAAGCGGAGGUGUUGUUGUGUAAAGCAAGGGGGCAGUAAAAAAAAAAAAUGCAUUUUCCCCACUGAAAUAAUUUUUUUUCUCUUUUUUCUUUUUAUAUUUUGUGA
Gilbertella persicaria is the source of this 1332-nucleotide messenger RNA. RefSeq names its product CMGC/MAPK/ERK protein kinase. Gene Ontology annotation, molecular function: MAP kinase activity; ATP binding. Gene Ontology annotation, cellular component: nucleus; cytoplasm. Bases 6 to 1250 code for a protein of 414 amino acids. Gene Ontology annotation, biological process: protein phosphorylation; intracellular signal transduction. The record is from RefSeq and is a predicted model, not a curated record. Lineage: Eukaryota; Fungi; Mucoromycota; Mucoromycetes; Mucorales; Choanephoraceae. The transcript is spliced from 11 exons.